Molecule: messenger RNA, 768 nt
Organism: Bacidia gigantensis
Lineage: Eukaryota; Fungi; Ascomycota; Lecanoromycetes; Lecanorales; Ramalinaceae
Exons: 2
Coding region: 1-768 (255 amino acids)
Source: RefSeq, a predicted model, not a curated record
AUGGGCAAUCAACCAAAAGCGCGAUAUUCGUAUCAGGAAACACCUGUGGAGAUGCAACGAUCCGUCUUCCUGCCCUUCUCGAGUCCUACGAACUCCGUCAUCGAUGAAUCCCCCAUCUCCGCCGCAACCGCCAGUCGUAGCCCUCCAGGAUACGAUCAGCUCUCUCCUACGCCUCUGCCGACCGAAAAAUCGCACACUCCAGCCCCUCCUCCGGAAUCACAUCCAGCCUACAAUGCCCCUGUCGCAGAGCCUGCAGCGCCCACUCGGCAACCUCAGCAGCCUCCGCCCCUGCUUCAAGCACAGCAAGCUCCGCAAACUCAACAUAUAGCAAUACCCCCUCCAGACCCUCCUGUAUCUCCAGGUCCUCUACCUGUCAAACCUCGAGAAAACCCUCGAGAAAAUACCAUGAAACCCGCCGCAGCAUCACCUCCACCGCCCAAAUUUGGCAUUGAUCGCGCAGACACAUACAACCCGCACUCCCUCCAGGGGCCCAACGUCAGCCCAGAAAACCAUCGGCCGGGCCAAGUCUCACACCCAAACGCGAGUGUCGAUCCGCAUUGGAAACAUGGCCUCUCUGCAACGGGAGCUGCACGCUCUUUGCGGUGGCGUGUGGGAUACAAGGCUUCCUCUCCGCCAUACACCGCACGAGGAUACGCAAGAUGUACAAUAUCGAAGGAUCGUUUGGGAGCGAUUGCGUCAAGGGCUUGUGUCUAUGCUGUUGCGUUGUCGCGCAGAAUGAGAGGGAAGUCAAAGAACGGGAAACGCUGA